This is a messenger RNA of Arachis stenosperma, 1241 nucleotides long. RefSeq names its product vesicle-associated membrane protein 711. Gene Ontology annotation, cellular component: membrane. The record is from RefSeq and is a predicted model, not a curated record. Bases 115 to 774 code for a protein of 219 amino acids. NCBI's taxonomy places the organism in Eukaryota, Viridiplantae, Streptophyta, Magnoliopsida, Fabales, Fabaceae. Gene Ontology annotation, biological process: vesicle-mediated transport. The transcript has 4 exons.
UAGGGACAGGAGAGAAAGCCAGAUAGAUAGAAGAGAAUUGAAAAUUUGAAACGCUUAAGCUUGUGACAGUUGACACCAAUCUCAAUUUUGAAUCCCAAUCUGAAUCUGAGAUAAAUGGGGAUACUCUAUGCCUUGGUGGCACGUGGAUCGGUGGUGCUGGCGGAGUUCUCCGCCACCUCCACAAACGCCAGCGCCAUCGCCAAACAGAUUCUCGACAAGAUCCCAGGCACCAACGACACCCACGUCUCUUACUCUCAGGAUCGAUACAUCUUCCAUCUCAAGCGCACCGAUGGCCUCACCGUUCUCUGUAUGGCCGACGACACCGCCGGAAGGAGACUUCCUUUUGCUUUUCUUGAGGAAAUUCAUCAGAGGUUUGUGAGGACUUAUGGACGUGCAGUUCAUUCAGCUCAGGCUUAUGGGAUGAAUGAUGAGUUCUCAAGGGUUUUGAGCCAGCAAAUGGAAUAUUACUCUAAUGAUCCUAAUGCCGAUAGGAUCAAUAGACUCAAAGGCGAAAUGAGUCAGGUAAGAAAUGUCAUGAUAGAAAAUAUUGACAAGGUUUUGGAUAGAGGUGAUCGUCUGGAAUUGCUGGUGGAUAAAACUGCUAACAUGCAAGGAAACACCUUUCGCUUCAGGAAGCAAGCUCGUCGAUUCAGAAGCACAGUCUGGUGGAGAAAUGUUAAGCUUACGGUUGCACUCAUAGUAAUCCUACUUGUGAUAGUAUAUAUUGUGUUGGCUUUUGUUUGCCACGGGCCUGCGCUACCGUCUUGCAUAUAAGGGAAGGAUCCGAUCGACAAGUGAAUUUUGAGUGUGCUGCUUCCUUGGCGUCUUCAGCUUGCAUAUGUCAGUUUUCUUCUCAGCUUCCUUUGUUUAUAGAGAUUUUCCAUUUGUUCAACUUUGGUUGAAGAUUCUCUACUUGUGUGCUGGUGAAUUCUUUGUGAUAGAUUGGAAGUGUUUUGGUUGUACUUUCAUUGUGGGGGGAAAAAUCAUGUAUCAUGCUCAAUUAUUGGUGUAAAUCAUAUCAUUUUCAGCUUCAUACUGCCAUGGAUGUGACAGAUGCUUGCUUAAAAGUAUUUACAGUCAUUAGUUCUUAUUUAUAAUGUUUAAAAGGUUAUAUGGAAAUUCAAAAUUGUGAGGCCAUGUUAAGGUUAUGGCAGUGAUACAAGAUGUGAUCGUUAAAUUGUAUGAAGAAAAAGACUAUGCAUUUGACAAUUGAUCAAAAGUUCAAAACCAUCUUUCUUCAA